AUGGUUUCAUCGGUUUCAUCACCUUCAACUUAUCCUUUAAAAGGAAUUUAUUUUUUCUUUUCAAAUUGGAUCCUUGUUCGAAGAGUUAUAGUUAUAUUAAUAAUUACAUUAUUAGCGUCUCUUGUAACUUUGGGUCUCGUCUUUGGUUUUCUUUUAAAACUUCAAGCACAUGCAUUAAUAUUUGCUAAUUGCCCAGCUUGGAUAGCUUGGAUAGUUUCAGUAAUUUUUUGUUUGCUGGAAAAUGCUUUAUUUGACGAUGUUUUAAGAUUGAGAGGAUUAAAUCAUGUAUUGGAAAGAAAAGGAAGACCAUCCGAUUUGAUAAUAACGCUUUUAAUCACAAUGCCAUUACAUUUAUUUCCAGUCAUUGGAACAUUUUUAUAUUGUUAUUUGAAUGGAUGGAUAAUGACAUGGGGUCAUCAAAUACAUUAUCAUUUGGAAAUUAAACAUUGGAGUGUUAAUCAAUCAAGAAAGUUUGCAUGGAGGAAUCGUGAAGAUUACAUACAGUUUGGUGCUAUAGCAGUUGCACUGGAAUUAAUACCAAUAUUAAAUCUCGUAUUCUUCUGGACAAACGUUGUCGGAGCUGCAUUAUGGACAGCUGAUGUAAGUUGGGAAAAUGAUGCGGAUGGAUUCAACGGUUCACACACUCUAAAUGAUCCAACAUCAACAUCUUCAUCUUCAUAUAAAGCUGCUCAAAGAAUGAACAAUGAUGGAUAUGGUGUUGUAACUGUAUAA
Entrophospora sp. SA101 is the source of this 732-nucleotide messenger RNA. The record is from the annotation of a GenBank genome assembly. Lineage: Eukaryota; Fungi; Glomeromycota; Glomeromycetes; Entrophosporales; Entrophosporaceae.